AUGAGGGAUCAAACACUCCAGGUGAUUCUGUCAGUCUUGAUUCUGAACACGCAGUCAGCGCCAGUCGAUGCAUUCCUCUGUGUCUGCUACUUUACCAACUGGGCCAGGUACCGGACUACAGCGGCCAAGUACGACGUGAAAGAUAUAGAUUCGAACCUCUGCACUCACUUGAUCUAUGCCUUUGGGAAACUGGAUCCCACCACUAAACAGCUGACUGCCAGUGACCCUAACGUAGAGGAAGGCCCCAAUGGCAACUUCAGGUACUUCAAUUACCUCAAAGAGCUAAACCCUGCCUUAAAGACACUCAUUUCUAUCGGGGGACAGAACGCGCACAGCGACGGCUUUCUGGCCAUCUCCCAGUCUGAUGCAGUGCUCAACUCCUUCGCCAAAUCCACGGUCCAGUUCCUCAGGAGUCGAGGCUUUGACGGGCUGGACAUUGACUGGGAGUAUCCAGACAACAACACUCGGGCGGUGUUUACCAACAUUCUCAAGACACUGAGGGCAGCUUUCGAUGCGGAAAUCACGAGCUCUAAGCUGCUCCUGACCUUCGCUGGCCCGGCCGGACAAUGGAACAUUGACCCAGGCUUUGACGUUAAAGAAAUCGCCAAGUAUGUGGACUAUGCUAACCUGAUGACCUACGACUACACAGAAGCAAAAGCCACCCUCACAGCCUUCAACAGUCCCCUUUACUCCAGAAACGAUUCAAGAUUUAACCCAACACUAAGCACGAACUGGACAGUUCAUUACUGGAACAGCUUGGGGAUGCCAUUCAACAAAAUCCUUGUGGGUGUCACAGGAGUUGGUCGCAGGAUGGUGCUACAGGACGUCAUGGCUGCUGCGCCUGGCUCUAAUGCGACGGGUGAAGUCAGGAAAGGACCAAACUAUCAGCUAGACAACGGCCUGGCAUACCCUGAGAUUUGCGAGCUGUUAAAGAACACAUCCACAAAAAGAACAUUUGAUCAAGAACAAAAGAAUCCCUAUUUGGUAAACGGGGACAACUGGGUGGGAUACGAGGAUAAGGAGAGUCUUGACAUCAAGCUGCAGUGGAUGACGGGCCUCGGUGUUGCAGGACUGAUGUUUUGGUCGCUGGACCAGGACGAUUUCACUGGUCAGUUUUGCGGAGACGGCAAGUACCCACUGUUGAAUUUAGUGAAGUCCAAGACAGAACCAACAACUACAACACCAACAGCCUUACCAGUGCCACAGACAACAAGCGGUCCGCCAGGGGAGUUUGUCACCGUGUGCUACUUUCCAACAUGGGCGAGGUACAGGGGUAACAUUGCAAAAUUUGAAGUGGCCAAUAUUGACCCUAACAUAUGUACCCACCUUAUCUACGCCUUUGGACGACUGGACCCAGUAUUGCGACAACUGGCGGCCAGUGAGCCACAAGAAGAAGAGGGAGAAGGGAAGCUAUUCAGCCUUUUUAACGGGCUGAAAAGCCGUAACCCUGCACUGAAGACCUUGAUUUCCAUUGGUGGUCAGAACGAUCAUGGGACAGGGUUCAAGGCCGUGGCCGAGACAGACGCCAUACUUGAGAGGUUUGCAGCUACGACUGUGGACUUUUUGAGGGCUCGAGGUUUUGAUGGUCUUGACCUCGACUGGGAGUAUCCUGACGCGGACACCAGGUUCUUGUUCAUUCGGUUGCUACAGGCGUUGAGAAAAGCCUUCGACAAUGACACACGCCAGCCCAGAUUACUGCUCACCUUUGCCGGGGCUGCUGGUCAGUGGAACAUUGACCCGGGAUACGAUGUCCAGGCGAUAGCCAGAUUUGUGGAUUUUGCCAACUUGAUGACUUACGACUACACGGACAAGUGGGCCAGAGUUGCAGCUUUCAACAGUCCCUUAUAUUCCAGGAGUGAUCCGAGAUUCAACCCAACCCUCAGCACG
Molecule: messenger RNA, 1887 nt
Organism: Candidula unifasciata
Lineage: Eukaryota; Metazoa; Mollusca; Gastropoda; Stylommatophora; Geomitridae
Source: the annotation of a GenBank genome assembly